Messenger RNA from Lagenorhynchus albirostris (white-beaked dolphin), 687 nucleotides. It is a transcript of the gene CMTM2, whose product is annotated as CKLF like MARVEL transmembrane domain containing 2. The record is from RefSeq and is a predicted model, not a curated record. Lineage: Eukaryota; Metazoa; Chordata; Mammalia; Artiodactyla; Delphinidae. The transcript is spliced from 4 exons. Bases 1 to 687 code for a protein of 228 amino acids.
AUGGCUGACAAAGGCAAAAAGGGCAAACCCGGGGCCACCGCAGCCGCAGCUGCAGCCGCAGCCGCAGCCGCGCCGGGGGCGGCCCCUCCUCCGGGCGAUGAAGUGGGAAGGUGGAAGGGGUGGUGUCGCCGUUACGAGUUGGAAGUCAAGAACAGCAAUAGAGAGUUCUGGCUUAAUGGGUACGCUGAGGUCAAGCUCAUUAUCUUGGGCUGCCUAAUAGGUUCACUGAUGAUGUUCAAGGGGACCACUGUGCACCCCCACGUGACACUCAUCAUCACCAUGGAGUUGUCCAUCUUAAUCUUCUUCAUCAUUAUCUACACCUUCGCCAUCCAGAGAUACACGUUCUUCAUCCUGUGGCCCAUUUCUGACCUUCUCAACGACCUGUCCUCCAGUGCUUUCCUCGUGGGGGCCGCCCUCUCUGCCGUGAAAACUCGGCAAACCAUGCCAAUGCACUACAUUUAUGGUGUGAUCCUUAUCGGUGUGGCUGCACUUGUUGCUUUAAUAGAUGUUUGUCUUCAAAUGACACACUUCAAAGGCAAGAAGGUCAAAGCGUGUGUGCGGAUUCUUCCACGAAAGGAUAAAAAGGGCAAAAAGCCAAAGGAAGGAGAAAAACCAGAGGAAGCAGGCAAGGGGAGGGCAGCGGUACCGCCACCUGCCAAGGGCGGCAAAGGUGGCCGUAAGAAGUGA